Nicotiana attenuata is the source of this 1058-nucleotide messenger RNA. Its product is annotated as tryptophan synthase alpha chain, chloroplastic-like. The record is from RefSeq and is a predicted model, not a curated record. Gene Ontology annotation, cellular component: cytosol; chloroplast. Lineage: Eukaryota; Viridiplantae; Streptophyta; Magnoliopsida; Solanales; Solanaceae. Gene Ontology annotation, biological process: L-tryptophan biosynthetic process. Gene Ontology annotation, molecular function: tryptophan synthase activity. The transcript is spliced from 9 exons. The coding region runs from base 10 to 813 and encodes 267 amino acids.
CCUGAUGUUAUGGCAUCUUUUCUAAAAGCAACCCACUUCAUUCACUCCAAUAACAAGCUUGAAUAUCACGCAUUUCCUCACUCCUAUAAUAAUACCAGAAGACUCAAGAUUUCAACUUUGGUCAAACCUCCCAUGGCUGCCCUCAGCACCACACCAACUGUUGGACUUUCUGAAACUUUGGCUCGAUUGAGGAAACAAGGCAAAGUGGCAUUAAUUCCAUAUAUCACUGCUGGGGAUCCUGACAUGUCAACAACUGCAGAAGCACUGAAAGUGCUUGAUCGAUGUGGUUUGGAUAUCAUAGAACUAGGAGUACCUUACUCUGAUCCGUUGGCUGAUGGUCCAGUCAUCCAGGCUGCUGCUACAAAAUCACUGAGUAGAGGGACCAAUUUUGCCAAAGUCUUAUCAAUGCUAAAAGUCGUUGUGCCUCAGUUGUCCUGUCCAAUUGCCUUGUUCACAUAUUAUAAUCCAAUACUUAAGCGCGGUACUGAAAAGUUCAUGGCCACUGUGAGAGAUGCUGGUGUACAUGGACUUGUUGUUCCAGAUGUCCCUCUCGAGGAAACUGAAACUUUAAGAAAGGAAGCUGCUAGGCAUAAUAUUGAAUUGGUAUUGCUUACAACACCAACUACUCCAACAGUUCGUAUGAAGGCCAUUACUGAAGCUUCGGAAGGAUUCGUGUAUCUUGUGAGCUCAAUCGGAGUUACUGGAGCUCGUGAAUCUGUGAGUUCGAAGGUUCAAUCGCUCCUGAUCGACAUUAAAGAGGUGGCAGGAUGGGGAGCUGAUUGUUGGCAGUGCGAUGGUAAGAAUAUUAGGUGAAGCAAAAUCCCCCCAAGAAGGCUUAAAGGAAUUAGAGGUCUUUGCGACAUCUUUAAAAUCUGCACUCUCUUGAUUUAAUUUUUAGAAUCCACGAUUUUUUGUUUAAUCCACCUUGGCACUUCAUUUUUGUUUGAUUUAAGCUUUAAGAUUUUGACAGUCAUACUCUAGCUUGUAAUUGACGCACUCUUCUCUUGAUGUUUUCUAUGGUAAUUUAAAUUUAAUUAGGGCAAAAACAUGUUUGGCAA